Molecule: messenger RNA, 3487 nt
Organism: Hypomesus transpacificus
Lineage: Eukaryota; Metazoa; Chordata; Actinopteri; Osmeriformes; Osmeridae
Gene: shank2b
Product: SH3 and multiple ankyrin repeat domains 2b
Exons: 16
Coding region: 233-2446 (737 amino acids)
Cellular component (GO): postsynaptic density; dendritic spine; postsynaptic membrane
Molecular function (GO): ionotropic glutamate receptor binding; synaptic receptor adaptor activity
Source: RefSeq, a predicted model, not a curated record
CCUCAUUUUACCCCUCUCUGACACCCCCGAGAUAAUUUCGCUGGACACACUUUUCUCCACUGCACCGCAGCAUACGAUACCCCAGUGCUUGUUGAAAACGGAAAACUACCCGUGCUAUCUGAAUGCCUUCUGAGAAGUAGCCUACCGAACAGACACGCUCGCUAGUUUUCCCUCAUCCUCAAGCGAAGGUGCAUAAGUAGAGAAGUGCCGUACGGACAGUAGCCUACCUCCCAUGAAUCAAGUACUGCGUCCAGAAGACAUGCCUCGGAGCCCCACGUCCAGUGAGGAAGAGAUGGCCCAGAGUCUGUCGGAGGGUUCUGGAGGGUCCGAGUCAGACAGCUCCAAGGACGAGGCCCGUGUGGAGAGACCCAGCAGGAGAGCAGAUAGGCUUGGCAGGACCCCCCAGGACACCCUGGCCAUCUGUGUGGUCAUCCCUGACCUGCAGCAGUCUACAUGUCUGAGGUUUGAUCCAGACACCACGGUGUGGGUUGCUAAGCAGCAGAUCCUGUGCUGUCUGACCCAGCCGCUGAGAGACGUGCUGAAUUAUGGUCUGUUCCAGCCGGCCGUGGAGGGACGCCAGAGUGGCUUCUUGGAUGAGGAGAGGCUGCUGAGGAGCUACCCCUCCCCCACCUGCAAGGGGGUCCCCACCCUGGAGUUCCGCUACAAGAGCAGAGUCUACCAGCAACCCAACGUCAACGAGAAACAGAUCGCCAAGAUUCAUACACAGGCCAAUCUAAAGAAGUUUAUGGACCACAUCCAGCACCUGCAGCUGGAUAAGGUGGAGAAGAUGCUGGAAAGAGGACUGGACCCCAACUAUCAUGACCCAGAUACUGGUGAGACACCACUGACCUUUGCGUCCCACCUGGACAGUGUAGUGCCCAUAAUCAUGGCACUGAAAAAUGGAGGAGCACACCUGGACUUCAGGGCCCAGGACGGCAUGACGGCCUUCCACAAGGCUGUCCGGGCCAAGAACCAGGCCACUCUCAAGGCUCUGCUGGACCUGGGCUCCUCGCCCAACUAUAAGGACAGCCAGAGCCUGACGUCUCUAUACCACACGGUGCUGGUAGGGGGAGACCCAGCCUGCUGUGAGCUGCUGCUCCGAGCCCACGCCACGCUGAGCUGCCAUGAUGAGAACGGCUGGCAUGAGAUACACCAGGCCUGUAGGUAUGGACACAUGAAGCACUUGGAACAUCUGCUGUCCUACGGAGCAGACAUGAGUAUUCAAAACGCUUCUGGAAACACAGCCCUGCACAUCUGUGCACUCUACAGACAAGAACACUGUGCCAGGAUCCUGCUUGUUGGAGGGGCCAGUAAGAAGGAUCAGAACCACAGAGGCCAGACACCAUUUCAGGUGGCCAUUGUUGCAGGGAACUUUGAACUGGCAGAGUUCAUCAAGAACUACAAAGGGAUUGAUACUGUGCCUUUCCGGGAGCCGCCGUCCCAGCAGCCCCCUCGCCAGCAGCCCCCCCGCAGCUCCCUUGCGGCCCCCCGCGUGCUGCUACGCUCCAACAGUGACAACAACCUCAACGUCCACUCCUUCAAGCUGCCUCCUGACUGCUCUCCGCUACCCUCCCCCUCUGCCUCCCCCCUGCGCAGCCUCUCCCCUCGCAGACCCCCCCAGAUGCAGAGCAGCCCCAACGGCACCGUCAAGACUGUUGGCGGGGUCAGGGGCGGGCGUCCUCCGCCCAGGAGCCGCUCCCCCUCCCUGGGGCGUCUGGGGGAAGAGGGGAGGAGGCACCCCCCUCAGCGCCAGCCCAGUCCUCACAGGGGUCGUGAGGCCCUAGCAGGCCAGGAUCCUCCGACCCAGAAGAGGAAGUUGUACAGUGCUGUUCCAGGAAGACACUAUGUGGUGGUGCGGCCCUACCAGCCCCAGGCAGAGGGGGAGAUCAACCUCUACAAAAAUGACCGGGUCAAAGUUUUGUCGAUCGGAGAGGGGUGUUUCUGGGAGGGCAGUGCCAGAGGAAAUGUGGGCUGGUUUCCUGCUGAGUGUGUGGAGGAGAUCCCUACCCAGGCCCAAGAGGAGAGGCCAUAUGCCAGAGCUGAUCGGGCUGAGAGGAGAAAGCUGUUUAGACACUACACUGUAGGAUCGUACGACAGCUUCGAUGCAUCAAGCGACUGUGUUAUUGACGAGAAGACGGUAGUUCUGCAGAAGAAGGAUAAUGAAGGAUUCGGGUUUGUGCUACGAGGGGCUAAAGCGGACACCCCCAUCGAGGAGUUCACCCCAACCCCUGCCUUCCCCGCCCUGCAGUAUCUGGAAUCUGUGGAUGAGGGCGGAGUCGCGUGGCAGGCGGGGCUUAGGACAGGAGACUUCCUGAUAGAGGUAAGGAGAACUUUUCCUAUUGGACAGGGUAACCUAAGUAUAAUGAGGCGUGUUCCCAUUGGACAGCACCAGGGGACUCCCCGAGUUUAUGGGAAUGCGUGUUUGCUGAUCUGGAAUCUACCCUGAACUGCUGCCAGGCUUGGUCAGAGGCCUAUCACAUGCAGGUGGGGGUCUUGGUACAGGACAUGGUAGUGGGUACAGGCGCUAGCAUCCUAACCACCCUAGCUAUGGGUUUCUGGGAGGAGAAGACUGGCUGAUUUACGGGUGGAGAUAGAGAGACAGAGAAAAUGAGAGAAGGAGAAAGAGAGUGUGUGUGAAAAACACUGAGAGAGAGAAGGAGAGAGAAAGUUCGAGUUGGUUCUUUCUCACAGUUGUCUCUUCAUUUUCACAUCAGCAAAACAAACACAUUUGUUUGCAACAUUUAAAACUCACUUGGCUUCUGUCUGUGUUAAUGUUUCAUGUGUGCAUCCUACUUUCCCCAGUGUCAGAAAUGGGUGGAUGUAAUUUUGCAUGAGGCAGGGAGAAGAAGGGGGAGGGAAGCCAUGUCGCUCAUGUGGCAUGACAACACAGAGUAUGGCAGAGUGCAGUGGAGUCCAGUAUUCAUUAGAGCAUGAUAAUUGUGUUUUGGACAUCAGCUGAGUUUUGAGCCGCGGUGCCAUGAUGUAAGACUGUCUUUUAGGAGACAAGUGAACAUCUUCUACCUCAUUUGUCAUCCUAGCUAAACGAAAAUGGCUCUGAACUAGUUCCCUGUACUGAGCCCAAUAUGCUUUAGAAUACAACAUUUAAAAUAUGUUUACUGUUCUGACUCUGUUGAAUUAGUGUGUACAACAUCAUCUGUUCUGUCUAUAAGGAAAUAUAUUGCGGCAUGUUUAUGAAGAAAUCUCCAGUCUGCUGCAAUGAAAGCUUUAGAAAACCAAUCACUGGCCUGUUUUAGCAGUCUGAGGGGCUUUAUAUGCUGUAUAUCUGGAAAACGACAUGGUGGUUAUUGUUGUUGUCUUUGCUGUUGUUUGUGUCACCAUCCUCCCUUCUUUACCUGUAACUCUGCAGAACAGACCCGAGGAUGACCUGGUCUGCUGGGAGGUGUACUGCCGUGUAUGUGUAUGAUCUAGCUGUGUAAGCUCUAGAUGUGUUUGUAUGAUCUAGCUGUGUAUGAUCUAUAGCUGUGUG